AUAAGUGUCUACUGCGACAUGACCACGAUGGACGGUGGAUGGACGGCAAUUCAGAAACGCUUAGAUGGAUCCGUGACCUUUGACAGGAACUGGACGGAUUAUAAGAAUGGCUUUGGUUCACCAGAACAGAACGUCUGGAUUGGAAAUGACAUAAUCCAUCAAUUAACAAAAGAAAACUCAUCAUCCCUUUAUGUAUCAAUCACUCUCCAGAAUGGUACAACGCUCUAUGAAAUGUACGACAGAUUCUCUAUCUCCAAAGAAGCAGGAAAAUAUCAACUCUUUCUUGCAGGACCCGCCAAUGGAACAUUAGGAGACUCCAUGUUAGAUACAGGUAAUCCUUUCCUAGAUCUGUCUGGGAUGUACUUUAGUACCCCAAACAGAGACAAUGACAGAUUUAGUGAUGGUCACUGUGCUGCUGACAGUUACCGUAGAGGAGGCUGGUGGUUUAACUGGUGUACCUAUGCCUUCCUUAACGGUCAGUGGUCCCCAGAGUCCUGGUACAACCCAUGGUAUCCUACAGUGAAUGAUAGUACACAGAUAAAAGAAACUCUCAUGAUGAUCAGGCGUCGCUAGACGAAAGAUCAUCCAUGGAUUACGGAAACCCUCAAGAGACGAUUUUAAAUCAUUUUUUAUCGCUGAGUUCUUUUUUUAAACAUUUAACAUCAAGUAACAAACUGUAAAAGAAGGGGGAUUGAACUGCACUGUAAAGCGAUA
Saccostrea cuccullata (small rock oyster) is the source of this 714-nucleotide messenger RNA. Its product is annotated as fibroleukin-like. The record is from RefSeq and is a predicted model, not a curated record. The transcript is spliced from 5 exons. NCBI's taxonomy places the organism in Eukaryota, Metazoa, Mollusca, Bivalvia, Ostreida, Ostreidae. The annotation marks the transcript as partial.